ACCGGGGCGGCGGCCCCGUCGCCCCAAAAAGUGUCGGCGGGGUCUGAGCUCCCUCCCGAAGGCACCUGAAGGGUUUCAGGGUGUGGCAGCCGGGAGCGUCCUUCAAACCGGACCGAGGAAAGUGCGAGGGGUCAGCGGUGCCAAAUGCGAGAGGCAGACGAGUAAUGGGGUGGUUUGCUGGACUGGAAACGAGCUGUCCGCGAAGGUGGCUCUGCUGAAGUCUCUGAAAACUGCAGCACUGCCCUGGGGACCACACACUCUGCAGAGCCAUGCGUGUGGCCGUCAUCGGGGCCGGGGUGAUGGGCCUCUCCACCGCCCUGUGCAUCCACGAGCAGUUCCAUGGCCUGCUGCCCGCCCUGCACAUGGAGAUCUACGCGGAUCGCUACACACCGCACACCACCAGCGACGGGGCAGCCGGCUUGUGGCAGCCCUACCUGAGCGACCAUGGUGACCUGCAGGAGACGGUCUGGAACAAAGAGACGUUUGAUUACCUCCUCGGACACCUGGGCUCACCAGCAGCAACAGAAAUGGGACUUUUCCUAAUUUCUGGCUACAACCUGUUCACGCAGCCGGUGCCGGACCCAUCUUGGAAGAACAUUGUCUUGGGAUUCAGGAACUUGACACCAAAAGAGCUGGAACUCUUCCCUGGUUACAGCUACGGCUGGUUCAACACGGCGAUGGUGCUGGAGGGCAGGCGGUACCUGCCGUGGCUGAGCAACCGGCUAACACAGAAGGGAGUGAAGUUUUUCCAUAAAAAGGUGGAAUCUUUCCAGGAGCUGUUUGCCCAGGGUGUGGAUGUUGUGAUCAACUGCACGGGGGUGCGUGCGGGGGAGCUGCAGCCUGACCCGGAGCUCCAGCCCGGCCGUGGACAGGUCAUAAAGGUCCUGGCCCCAUGGGUGAAGCAUUUCAUCAUCACUCACGACAUCGAAUCUGGGAUCUACAACUCACCGUACAUCAUACCGGGGAGUGAGUUGACCGUCUUGGGUGGGAUCUACCAGCAUGGAAACUGGAACGAAGAAAACAGCACCCGGGACCACAAAACCAUCUGGGAGAGCUGCUGCCGGCUGCUCCCCGCGCUGCAGAAAGCAAAGAUCGUGGAGGAGUGGAGCGGCUUGAGACCAGCGCGUCCCCGGGUUCGCUUGGAGCGGGAGACCCUCCGCCACGGGCACGGCCAGGCCGAGGUGAUACACAACUAUGGCCACGGCGGGUUCGGGAUCACCAUCCACUGGGGCUGUGCCAUGGCAGCAGCCCGGCUCUUCGGCAGCAUCCUGCAGGAGCAGCGCCUGGCCCAGCCCCGCUUGUGAGGCGCCCACUGCCCCGGGAUCCUGUGACAGCAGCACCUCGGAAAUCACAGCAGGAGGAUGCGAAUAACACAGCGACACACGUGGGUCAUUCAACCCUCCCGCCAGCUCCAACACCCGUGCGUAGCGUCUCGUUUUCAGGUCGCUGCCAGUUCUGUCACUGCCAUUUGCCAGACACCUGAUUUCCCUCCACCUCCCCAAAGGAAAUGCUUUAAAAAACGGACUAAUUAUCUCCGACCAAGCACACUUCUGUCCUGGGGAUCAGUUUGCAAAGGGCAGGCAGGGUUCAGCUGCAACCUCGACAGUCCUGCAGUUCAUCUGCACAAUGGGGCAGGAUCUGAAACGGAGCCGGUGCCACCUGAGGACUUCACUGGCCGCUCUGACACCCAGUGUGUAAUUAGAUUUGCAAGCUUCCCCCCAGGAGGCAAAAGCUCCUUAGUAGGAAGAAGCUCUGAAGCUCCCAGGGCAGUAACAACAGCUCCAAAAGCACGUGCUGCAGUUACAAUGGCUUUUCUUACGUUCAUGCCAGGACAGAGCACGGGUCUGCAGCACCUGGUUAGUGUAUCUGGCACUAGACAGCAGCUGUUGCCUAAAAUGGGCUUUCCAAAUGAUGUUUUUAGCAACAAAAGCAACAUGUUCCAGCCAGACUCUAUAUAUAGCAGAGAGGACAUGCAAAAUAGCUGUUCUUGUCCCUAAAACUCCCACGGGCCCUCCAGUUUCUCAUUUCUGUGUGACAGGGCUGGAGCGGCGGCUCCCAGAGGAGCUGCCUCGGGGUGGCUGUGCCCCCCAAAGGACCUGGGGACAGCUCUCGGGGGCUGUGACAUCUCAGGGGUGUUCAGUGCCACUGCUGGGGACCCAACACAGUAUUCUGAAGAUACACUUUGGCCGAUUUUUUUCUAUGCCAGGUAAAUAAUAAUAAUUUUUUUAAAAAUCACAGACAAGGUAGUGAAUGAUCAAGAAGCAUUAACCUCAAAUGCAAAGGCUGGUUUUGUCCCAAGCCCAGCACACAGUGCCUGGCUCGCUCUCCUCGCAGAUAAACCAACUGUUUCUUACUCAUCUGUGAUGCAGCUUCUCUCUCCGUCAGACUCCAUGCACCAGAAACAGCUCCCCAGCCUGGUUUGGGAUGUACCAGGCAGCUGCAUCUGGUGCAUGAGAUGCUGCGGUGCCGCUGGGUCCUGUUGCCUCCCAGGCACCUGAAUUUAAACCAGCCCCAUUAAAGCGCACAUUCCCUGGGCUCAGCCUGGCACCAGCACUGUUCCCUGUCCAAGGACCUGUCUCCUUUCAUCCUGCUCCAGUUCCACCACGGAAAAGAGAAACUGAUGAGCUGUGCUGAGAGCGUCUGCUAAGUGUCUGCCCUUUUGUAAAGGCAGCAAUGGUGACUCUCACCAUAAGGGCUGGAAUUUCUCAGCAGCUGCUGCCCCGUCCCCUUCCCGUCCUCCCCCACUUUUUGUAAAGGUACAGGGGGUUGUGUUUGCCUCUGCGGUGACACCUGCAGUGCCGGCAAAGGGACAUCGCAUGGGAAUUCUCAUGUCUAUGGCACUUGAGUCCAAGGCAACAACCCACAGUCGAUGGCAGCGAUGAGAAAACGAAGAGCCGCCGUCACAUCCAGUCUGUCUCUCAAAAGGGUUUCCACUUGAUGUGGCAGCUCACCUGAUCCAUCGCGGCCACGAGCAACAAAAGAGCGGAAAAAAGAAAACAAUAGCUAGAGAAAAUUCACCAUUGAUUAAUGCUAAAGCAAACGGUCUGUGAUACCGCAUCAGUAGACACCACACAGUGAAACAGCAUCUGCUCUGUUUCACUUAUUCCAAAUGGGAUAUUAAGGACCAGAUUCUCCUCCCGUUUGCGCUGCUGUAAAUCCAAAGUCACCCGUUUUCAGAAGAGCUGCGCUGGGUAAGCGGGGCUGUAACAAAUCCGUGCACAGCUUGUAAGUGAUUCUGCUGAUCUUAGAGCCGGUGGGAGCAGCUGUCCUGGGAUCUGACCCGGCCUCUCAGAAAUCAAACAGAAAUCAUCAUUCUAUUUGCAGCCUAAUUUUGCUUAUUUGCUAGAAGGCCAAGAGUUAAUACGUGCGCACAAUAAAGGUAAUAUUCAAAUA
Messenger RNA from Columba livia (rock pigeon), 3393 nucleotides. It is a transcript of the gene DAO, whose product is annotated as D-amino acid oxidase. Gene Ontology annotation, biological process: L-proline catabolic process; D-alanine catabolic process; D-serine catabolic process. The record is from RefSeq and is a predicted model, not a curated record. Gene Ontology annotation, molecular function: D-amino-acid oxidase activity; FAD binding. The transcript has 12 exons. Gene Ontology annotation, cellular component: cytoplasm. NCBI's taxonomy places the organism in Eukaryota, Metazoa, Chordata, Aves, Columbiformes, Columbidae. Bases 270 to 1304 code for a protein of 344 amino acids.